Pseudomyrmex gracilis is the source of this 708-nucleotide messenger RNA. RefSeq lists its product as uncharacterized. Gene Ontology annotation, molecular function: ribonucleoside-diphosphate reductase activity, thioredoxin disulfide as acceptor. NCBI's taxonomy places the organism in Eukaryota, Metazoa, Arthropoda, Insecta, Hymenoptera, Formicidae. The record is from RefSeq and is a predicted model, not a curated record. Gene Ontology annotation, biological process: deoxyribonucleotide biosynthetic process. Bases 1 to 708 code for a protein of 235 amino acids. Gene Ontology annotation, cellular component: cytosol. The transcript has a single exon.
AUGUCUUUUCUCCAUACUCACUCGUGUGAGUGUUUCAAAAGCGAACUUGAUCUUUUCACUCUACCGCCCACUCAGACCAGUAUCGAGAAUUUGCAAUGGAUUCAUUACAAACCUAUGUCGACUCUCGCGGACGACGCUCCCAUAGAAUUUGUCGUGCCGGGCCAUGGGGAAGACUACAUAGAUCUCGCGCAUACUCUUCUCAGUCUUCGCGUGAUAUUGCAAACUCCCGUUGAAGCAACGGUUACUCCGCCUACUUCGGCUACAAAUUCUAGUGCCAUUGUUGUAGAGCAUAAAGUAGAGCCUGUAAAUAACUUUUUACAUUCCAUGUUUAAUCAAAUCGAUGUGUACUUCAAUCAAAAGCUUGUGUCGCCUCCAAACAAUGCUUACGCGUAUCGAGCCUAUUUCGAGACAUUGUUGAAUUAUUCUUCAGAGGCAAAAUCCUCUCAUCUCACCACCUGUUUAUGGGAUAGCAAUCCUCCGGGGUUGUUGGAUGCCGGGUUCGAUGCUCCAACUGAGAACCCCGCUCUCGUGAGACGUAUGCAGUAUUUCAAAAAUAACCGUGCUGUGGAUCUCAUAGGACAUCUACAUUGCGACGUUUUCAAUCAGGAUAAAUUCUUGAUUAAUGGCGUGGAAAUGCGCCUAAGACUCAUCCGCUCGAAGGAUUCUUUCUGUCUCAUGGAACUUACGCCACAAAAGUUCGUAUUGUAG